This is a messenger RNA of Coregonus sp. 'balchen', 16087 nucleotides long. NCBI's taxonomy places the organism in Eukaryota, Metazoa, Chordata, Actinopteri, Salmoniformes, Salmonidae. The record is from the annotation of a GenBank genome assembly.
AUGGAAGAAGAAAACAAUUGUGGGAAACCUUUGGAAGAGAGGAGAGGGGUGAGCCAAUGACUUUACAUUUUGAUGUUGUUAUGUUGUAUACUUUGAUGUUGGAUUUUUUUUUAAAACAACCUCAGUUGUGCUUAGCACAUGGAUACUAUGUUACUAAAUAGGAAACAUAACUACAGCAUGAAAAAUGUUAGCAAUAAGGUAGGAAAUGUGUGGUUAUUUGCAGAUUAUUGUGAUAAUUCCUACAGUAUGUUCUCCUUUUAUGUGACAGAAGCUGACUGUGGUCCUGGCCUUGGCUACCCUUAUAUCUGCCUUUGGAUCAUCCUUCCAGUAUGGGUACAAUGUGGCUGUGGUCAACUCUCCAUCUCUGGUAGUUUAAACCACACUGAAUUUAUCUUAAGUAAACAAUGACAUAAUACAUUCAUUUCAAUACCCAAUCUAUUCACCUGAAUAAACUGAAACUGAAACUUCACCGUCUGAAAGUGUUCACAUUUCUAUCUAUUGUCUUUGGGCUUAAUUAAAUUGAAUUGUUGUAUUCACACAGAAUCUAUUUUUCCCACUGUCAUAUAAGUCAUGGGUGGCUUUACAUUCCAGCCAUUUUGACCAGGUCUCCCUUGUAAAAUAGGUAUUUUGACCUUAAUGGGUCUUCCUGGAUAAAAAAAAAAGUUUAAAAUAAAAUAAGAAUCUGUCUUUGUCCAGUUGAUGCAGCAGUUCUACAACACCACCUACUUGGAGCGUUAUGGCCGACCCAUGGAGGAUAGCUUCCUAACCCUCCUGUGGUCCCUGUCUGUCUCCAUGUAUCCCCUGGGAGGUUUCUUUGGCUCACUGAUGGUGGCCCCGCUCGUCAACAAACUAGGAAGGUAAUGACUGGUUACUAAAGGUGUAUAAAUUGUCUAUAAACCAAUAAGUAUCAGUUUAUAAACCAAAAUACAACUGGAAUAUGCUUGUAAAUGAUCAAUUGAAAUCUAGGGAAAAAAAGACAUACUAUAGCUAGCUUUGAUCAUCAUGAAAUAUAUUGUUGUUUAUCUCCAAUUAAUAAUUGUUUGACAGGAAAGGCACCCUCCUCUUCAACAACAUCUUCUCCAUUGUUCCUGCUGUGAUGAUGGGAGUGAGCGAGAUCGCUAAGUCAUACGAGAUCAUCAUCGUGGCUAGGGUUAUGGUGGGGAUCUGCGCAGGUCAGGAAAACCCAAUUUUGAUCCCAUUUAAUGGACAGAGAAGUUUGUAUAUCUUAUCUCAUUUAAUAUUUUCUUAUUAAACUUGAUUAAUGACCCUAUUUAUUUAGCAAUCAGAUUUACAAUCGAAAUGUCUGUGGCCUGAUGCCUUCUCUGCCGUCGCCCUUCCUCUAGGCCUUUCAUCCAACGUGGUGCCCAUGUACCUGGGUGAACUGUCUCCUAAGAACCUGAGAGGAGCGAUCGGCGUCGUUGCCUCAGCUCUUCAUCACCAUCGGGAUCCUCAGCGCACAGGUGUUAGGCAUCAGGAGCAUUCUGGGAAACAACACAGGUAGGGCAGCCACGAGCAGAGGUUCACGAAAUGUUCUGGUACACAACCCCACACUGAUAUCAGGGAAUUCUGGGGGGACCGCAACUAAUUGAAAAGUCACGUUUUUUAAUGUCACACAGGCCUACCCAACACCAUCCAACCCAACCCCAAGUUUGGGAACCGCCGGCCUAGAGGUUAGAGAGGUUGACCUGUGGCCGGAGAGUUUGUGGCUGACUGACCGUGCUCCUCUCAAUAAUAUGUGUGUGUGUGAUGUCCUCUCCCCAGGCUGGCCUCUCAUGCUGGGUCUAACAGGUAUCCCUGCCCUGAUAGAGCUGUUGCUGCUGCCGUUCUUCCCAGAGAGCCCCAGGUACAUGCUGAUCCAGAGAGGAGACGACAAGACCGCCCGGAGAGGUAACACACGGCCAUUUUAUUAAUUUUCAGACCUGUGCCAUUUUCACACACAAAGAGAGGCCGAGAGAGAGAGAGAGAGGCCGAGAGAGAGGAGAGAGAGAGGAGCGAGAGCGAGAGAGAGAGGAGUAGAGAGCGAGAGAGAAGAGAGAGAGGAGAGAGAGAGAGAGAAGAGAGAGAGAGAGAGAGAGGAAGAGAGAGAGGAGAGAGAGAGAGAUGAGAGCCAGAGAGAGAGAGAGAGAGAGGAUGACCCCAGGAGAUGAGAUGAGAGGACAGCACAAUGCGGUAUGGUAGCUUUGGGGCCAGUUUCCCCAAAAUUUGUGGCUGGAUUCGAAUCCCCUUAGUCGACUAGGUGAAAAACUCUGGCAAAUGGUUGGCCCUUUGAGCAAGGCAACUUCAUCUGAGAUAUAUGGGGGGGGGGGGGGGGGUAGAUAGAUAAAUAAUGCUUGGUUGGGGUUGGUUGGUUGACUGACUGAUUGAUGAGGAGGUUGUGCGUUCCUCUCCCUCAGCACUGCAGCGUCUGCGAGGCUGGGAGGAUGUGGACGAAGAGCUGGAUGAGAUGAGGCUGGAGCACCAAUCAGAACAAGCCGAGGGCCGUCUGUCUGUCCUCAACCUCCUGUCCCUGCGCUCCCUGCGCUGGCAGCUCGUCUCCAUCGUAGCCAUGAACAUGGGUCAACAGCUGUCUGGGGUCAACGCGGUAAGGCAUUGCGUAUGAGGCCAGAAGACCUGAGCUAAUGGCUAGGCUUUAGAUCAGCGGGCUAACACAGUCCAAUGUGUGUGAACACGAGCAGCUGUCUGGGGUCAAUGAGGUAAGGUGUAACCAUAGUGAUGUAUAGAGAACUCUAGUGGCCAAAAGCCUGUUUUAGCAUGGGCACUGCCAUUGAUGACUUUCACCAUUUUUAAGUAGUCAACUGGGUGGGUCUUCCUAUGGGUUAAAGAUCACAUGAUGCCAUCCAGGUCAUCAGGAGGGAUCAGCCAAUUAAUUAUACCUGUGAGAAAACAUUCCCUAACUGCAGGUGGCAGUAAAUCGCCAACCUUGGCUUUAUACCUGUUCAAACGACACACUAUAGGUGGCAGUAUGCUUCCUUUCAGUUUGUUUACCAACUUAUAGAAGUAGAAGAAGAAAAUUAACUACUUCAAAAUGGAGAUGGCCUCAACGGCGCUACCUGUGCUCACAGAUGCCUUAAUGGGAUAGAUACAACGGUUGCAAUCUCUAUACAUCUCUAUAGGUGUAACCGACCGGAAUUCGAACCUAGGCGUCCUGCGUACCACAAGACAGUGUUAUCCCGCAGAGCUAAAGCCAAGGCAAUAUAGCAAGUCUUCAGGUCUCAGACAAGUUUAUUCCUCACACAAGCUUGGUCCCCUGAACCAACCAACUAAUGUUGAUUCUACACUGAAUUACAUGGAUUGGAUGGCCCUGUAGUGGGAGAAAUCAUUAUUUUGACUAGGGUUGCAAAAUUCUGGUAACUUUCCCAAAAUUCACAGGUUUUCUAGAAAUCCUGGAUGGAAGAUUCCCUGAAUUGGGAGGGAAUAAGCCAGGAAUCCGGAAAAAAUCCAACCAGGAUUUCUGGAAAACCUGGGAAUUUUGCAACCCUAAUUAUGGCAUUAAAUUAUCCUUAUCUGAAGCUAGACCCUAUCUUUCCUCUCCUCAGAUCUACUACUAUGCUGACAGUAUCUACAGCUCAGCGGGAGUCAAGGAGAGUGACAUCCAGUACGUCACAGUCGGAACUGGGGCUGUCAACGUCUUCAUGACCAUCACUGCGGUACGAAGUACCCUCUCUCCGGUCUUCCAACACUGUACUGAAGGGCUCAGUUCAAUUGAACACACAUUUUAAGGACUGUAGAAACAAAGGUCUGGGUUUAUACAGCCAGCUCAAUUCUGAUAUUUUCCCCAAUUAUUGGCAAAAGAGCUGAUCUGAUUGGCCAAAAGACGAAUUAGUGGGAAAAUAUCAGAAUUGGGCUGCCUACGUAACGCAGCCAUAGUCUCACAAGUAAAUGCUUCCAGUUUUCAGGAGUCACCUUUGACCUUUCCUUCAUGUUUGUGACUGUGAUACAACAGGUCUUCAUUGUGGAGGCCACAGGCAGGAGGCUGCUCCUCCUCGUUGGGUUUGGGAUCUGCUGUGUGUCCUGUGCUCUCCUCACUGUGACCCUAACCUUCCAGGUAAGCUACACUGUAACCAAAUCACACCCUUUUCCCUUCAUAGUGCCCUACUUUGGACCAAAGCCGUUGGGUCUGGUCCAAAGUAGUGCACACUCUGAUCAAAGGUAGUGCGCUAGGCUUAUAUAGUAAAUAUGGUGUCGUUAGAGACACACUACAAAAGCUGCAACUCCCAUAACACCAGCCAAACACUACAAGCUAGAACAACUCCCAUCAUUUUUUACAUUUUAGUCAUUUAGCAGACACUCUUAUCCAGAGCGACUUACAGGAGCAAUUAGGGUUAAGUGCCUUGCUUAAGGGCACAUCGACAGAUUUUUCACCUAGUCGGCUCGGGGAUUAGAACCAGCGACCUUUCGGUUACUGGCACAACGCUCUUACCCACUAAGCUACCAUAACACCAGCCAAACACUACAAGCUAGAACAACUCCCAUAACACCAGCCAAACACUACAAGCUAGAACUCCAACUCCCAUAACACCAGCCAAACACUACAAGCUAGAACUCCAACGCCCAUAACACCAGCCAAACGCUACAAGCUAGAACUCCAACUCCCAUAACACCAGCCAAACGCUACAAGCUAGAACUCCAACUCCCAUAACACCAGCCAAACGCUACAAGCUAGAACUCCAACUCCCAUAACACCAGCCAAACACUACAAGCUAGAACUCCAACUCCCAUAACACCAGCCAAACGCUACAAGCUAGAACUCCAACUCCCAUAACAACAGCCAAACACUACAAGCUAGAACUCCAACUCCCAUAACACCAGCCAAACGCUACAAGCUAGAACUCCAACUCCCAUAACACCAGCCAAACACUACAAGCUAGAACUCCAACUCCCAUAACACCAGCCAAACACUACAAGCUAGAACUCCAACUCCCAUAACACCAGCCAAACACUACAAGCUAGAACUCCAACUCCCAUAACACCAGCCAAACACUACAAGCUAGAACUCCAACUCCCAUAACACCAGCGAAACACUACAAGCUAGAACUCCAACGCCCAUAACACCAGCCAAACACUACAAGCUAGAACUCCAACUCCCAUAACACCAGCCAAACACUACAAGCUAGAACUCCAACUCCCAUAACACCAGCCAAACACUACAAGCUAGAACUCCAACUCAAUAUCCCCUAAAGCCUUUAGUGUGAAUGUUUUAUUGCACCUGCAGUGAAUAGUCUCAUAAAUCAGGUAUCCAUCAGUUGGCACAGGACCAGACUGAGCUGAGAGCAUGUUAUGUGAAUUAUUUAGCAAACUAUUUCAGUGUCUCUGUGCGUCUCCCAAAAGGUUGUAAGUCUUUUGGAUUUAAGAAACGGACAGAGUCCCAGUCUGCAUAGUCAGAGAUUUAUUCAUUGAGAAUUCUGCCACAAAAUGGUCGUACAAUAUUUUUAUAUACGCACACGUCAUAUGAAAAUCCCUCCCCUCUGUAGGCAGGCUGUAGUUUUCCACUUUAUAAUUGCUCUGUAUUUAAAUGUACAUUUACGUCAUUUAGCAGACGCUCUUAUCCAGAGCGACUUACAAAUUGGUGCAUUCACCUUAUAGCCAGUGGGAUAACCACUUUACAAUAUGUUAUUUUUUUAAUUUAUUUUUUUGGGGGGGGGUAAGGGGGUAGAAGGAUUACUUUAUCCUAUCCCAGGUAUACCUUAAAGAGGUGGGGUUUCAAGUGUCUCCGGAAGGUGGUGAGUGACUCCACUGUCCUGGCGUCGUGAGGGAGCUUGUUCCACCAUUGGGGUGCCAGAGCAGCGAACAGUUUUGACUGGGCUGAGCGGGAACUGUGCUUCCGCAGAGGUAGGGGGGCCAGCAGGCCAGAGGUGGAUGAACGCAAUGCCCUCGUUUGGGUGUAGGGACUGAUCAGAGCCUGAAUGUACGGAGGUGCCGUUCCCCUCACAGCUCCGUAGGCAAGCACCAUGGUCUUGUAGCAGAUGCGAGCUUCAACUGGAAGCCAGUGGAGGGUGCGGAGGAGCGGGGUGACGUGAGAGAACUUGGGAAGGUUGAACACCAGACGGGCUGCGGCAUUCUGGAUGAGUUGUAGGGGUUUAAUGGCACAGGCAGGGAGCCCAGUCAACAGUGAGUUGCAGUAAUCCAGACGGGAGAUGACAAGUGCCUGGAUUAGGACCUGUGCCACUUCCUGUGUAAGGCAGGGUCGUACUCUCCGAAUGUUGUAGAGCAUGAACCUACAGGAUCGGGGCACCGCCUUGAUGUUAGCGGAGAACGACAGGGUGUUGUCCUGGGUCACGCCAAGGCUUUUUGCACUCUGGGAGGAGGACACAACGGAGUUGUCAACCGUGAUGGCAGGAUCAUGGAACGGGCAGUCCUUCCCCGGGAGGAAGAGCAGCUCCGUCUUGCCGAGGUUCAGCUUGAGGUGGUGAUCCGUCAUCCACACUGAUAUGUCUGCCAGACAUGCAGAGAUGCGAUUCGCCACCUGGUUAUCAGAAGGGGGAAAGGAGAAGAUUAGUUGUGUGUCGUCUGCGUAGCAAUGAUAGGAGAGGCCAUGUGAGGAUAUGACAGAGCCAAGUGACUUGGUGUAUAGCGAGAAUAGGAGAGGGCCUAGAACUGAGCCCUGGGGGACACCAGUGGUGAGAGCACGUGGUGCGGAGACAGAUUCUCGCCACGCCACUUGGUAGGAGCGACUUGUCAGGUAGGACGCAAUCCAAGAGUGAGCCGCUGUUAAGUGAAUUAUUUAACAAACUAUUUUAGUGUCUCUGUGCGUCUCCCAAAAGGUUGUAAGUCUUUUGGGAUUUAAGUAACGGCCAGAGUCCCGGUCUGCAUAGUCAGAGAUAUUUAUUCAUUGAGAAUUCUGCCAUCACAAUUUCAGAGUCCAUCUUUUAUACUCAUACGUCAUACAAAAAUAAAUCCCUUCCCUCUGUAGGCAGGCUGUAGUUUUCCACUCUAAAACUGCUCUACUGACCUUCUGUUCACACACACACACACACAUAUACACACAUGCAUACACACAUACAUACACACACACACACACACAUAUCCUACUCCCUGCUUUACUCAGUUAUUGCCGUUCUAAAAAUAUUUUGCACCAUGUUUUCAUAACAGUUUCUCCCCUCCCUAAAUUGGGAGGCCUCUUUAUCUUAGUUUCUCAGUUGUCUUUGUUGUCUGGCCUAACUCUUACUCACAUUGCUAAAUAGUGGCUCAAUGCCAUAGCCUUUACUGGUCCUACACUCACACAUUUCUAACACAUUAUACACAGUUUCAGGGUGUAAUAAUUAGUCAUUAAUAAUUAAUCUAUCAGCCGCGCCGGAGAUGCCCAACUCGGAGAGGGUGGAGAGGAGGAUCUGAUGGUUCACAGUAUCAAAGGCAGCAGACAGGUCUAGAAGGACAAGAGCAGAGGAGAGAGAGUUAGCUUUAGCAGUGCGGAGAGCCUCCGUGACACAGAGAAGAGCAGUCUCAGUUGAAUGACCAGUCUUGAAACCUGACUGGUUUGGAUCAAGAAGGUCAUUCUGAGAGAGAUAGCAAGAGAGUUGGCUAAAGACGGCACGCUCUUCUGACCAUCAGUUCACACACACACUUUCUUAUCCUAGCCUACUCCCUGCAUUCCUCAGUUAUCGCCGUUCUCACAAUAUUCUGCACCAUGUUUAACAGUUCUCCUUCUUCUUCGCCGUCCGGUCUAACUCCUACUCACAUUGCUAAAUAGUAACACAAUGUCAUAAUCUUUACUGGUCCUACACUCACACAUUACCAGGUAGUAGAUUCUAACACAUCUCACACAGUUUCGGAGUAUAAUAAUUAGUCACUACUAAGAAAGUACUAAUCACUUAAAACAAGAACAUUUCACAACUAUAUUUAAGGGUGGAACAUUUAGUCAUUACUUUUAACCUGUAUAUAUUUUAAUUUUUAUAUCAGAGCAUGAGACUUGAACCAUGGGAGCAGUGGUGGAGGGGAUAUUCGGGGGAUGGGAUCAGUGGUGGAGGGGAUCUCCUACGGAUGGGAUCAGUGGUGGAGGGGAUCUACUACGGAGGGGAUCUACUACGGAUGGGAUCAGUGGUGGAGGAGAUCUACUGGGAAUGGGAUCAGUGGUGGAGGGGAUCUACUACGGAGGGGAUCUACUACGGAUGGGAUCAGUGGUGGAGGAGAUCUACUGGGAAUGGGAUCAGUGGUGGAGGGGAUCUACUGGGAAUGGGAUCAGUGGUGGAGGGGAUCUACUGGGGAUGGGAUCAGUGGUGGAGGGGAUCUACUGGGGAUGGGAUCAGUGGUGGCAGGGAUCUACUAGGGAUGGGAUCAGUGGUGGAGGGGAUCUACUGGGGAUGGGAUCAGUGGUGGAGGGGAUCUACUGGGGAUGGGAUCCGUGGUGGCAAGGAUCUACUGGGGAUGGGAUCAGUGGUGGCAAGGAGAGAGGAAGCGAGAGGGGGGGAGAGACAGAUAGAGAAAGAGGAAGUGAACAGCUGUAAACACAGCUGGUUUACGAUAACAGCCCCAGUUGUGUUAAUAUACAGGAAAGUGUGGAGUGGAUGUCCAAUGUCAGCAUCGCCUGUGUCAUCGUCUAUGUUAUCGGACACGCCAUCGGACCAAGUAAGUCAACCUCAUCUGUGGUCAGACACUGUAAUAGUUUGAAUAUUCCAAUGCCUUUUUAAGUCGCCACAUGAAGCAUAAUAACGUGUCAAAAACAUUGGUUUUGGUGCAUAUAGAAUACAUCCCCUAUACACUGUAGCAUUAGUCAUAGACCACAUGUCUGUUCCUAUAAGUCCUAUUCCCAGUGACUACAGAGAUGAUGUUGAUGCUAUAACAUAGACCUCUCACUAGUCUAACAUAGACCUCUCACUAGUCUCUAACGUAGACCUCUCACUAGUCUCUAACGUAGACCUCUCACUAGUCUCUAACGUAGACCUCUCACUAGUCUCUAACGUAGACCUCUCACAAGUCUAACAUAGACCUCUCACUAGUCUAAUGUAGACCUCUCACUAGUCUAACGUAGACCUCUCACUAGUCUCUAACGUAGACCUCUCACUAGUCUCUAACGUAGACCUCUCACUAGUCUCUAACGUAGACCUCUCACUAGUCUCUAACGUAGACCUCUCACAAGUCUAACAUAGACCUCUCACUAGUCUAAUGUAGACCUCUCACUAGUCUAACAUAGACCUCUCACUAGUCUCUAACGUAGACCUCUCACUAGUCUCUAACGUAGACCUCUCACUAGUCUCUAACGUAGACCUCUCACUAGUCUAACAUAGACCUCUCACUAGUCUCUAACGUAGACCUGUCACUAGUCUAACAUAGACCUCUCACUAGUCUAAUGUAGACCUCUCACUAGUCUCUAACGUAGACCUCUCACUAGUCUCUAACGUAGACCUCUCACUAGUCUCUAACGUAGACCUCUCACUAGUCUCUAACAUAGACCUCUCACUAGUCUAACAUAGACCUCUCACUAGUCUCUAACGUAGACCUCUCAUUAGUCUCUAACGUAGACCUCUCACUAGUCUCUAACGUAGACCUCUCACUAGUCUCUAACGUAGACCUCUUACUAGUCUCUAACGUAGACCUCUCACAAGUCUAACAUAGACCUCUCACUAGUCUAACAUAGACCUCUCACUAGUCUAAAAUAGACCUCUCACUAGUCUCUAACGUAGACCUCUCACUAGUCUCUAACGUAGACCUCUCACUAGUCUCUAACAUAGACCUCUCACUAGUCUAACAUAGACCUCUCACUAGUCUAACAUAGACCUCUCACUAGUCUCUAACGUAGACCUCUCACUAGUCUCUAACAUAGACCUCUCACUAGUCUACAUAGACCUCUCACUAGUCUAACAUAGACCUCUCACUAGUCUAACAUAGACCUCUCACUAGUCUCUAAUGUAGACCUCUCACUAGUAUCUAAUGUAGACCUCUCACUAGUCUAACAUAGACCUCUCACUCAUCUCUAACGUAGACCUCUCACAAGUCUAACAUAGACCUCUCACUAGUCUAAUGUAGACCUCUCACUAGUCUAACAUAGACCUCUCACUAGUCUCUAACGUAGACCUCUCACUAGUCUCUAACGUAGACCUCUCACUAGUCUCUAACGUAGACCUCUCACUAGUCUAACAUAGACCUCUCACUAGUCUCUAACGUAGACCUCUCACUAGUCUCUAACAUAGACCUCUCACUAGUCUAACAUAGACCUCUCACUAGUCUAACAUAGACCUCUCACUAGUCUAACAUAGACCUCUCACUAGUCUCUAAUGUAGACCUCUCACUAGUAUCUAAUGUAGACCUCUCACUAGUCUAACAUAGACCUCUCACUCAUCUCUAACGUAGACCUCUCACUAGUCUAACAUAGACCUCUCACUAGUCUAACAUAGACCUCUCACUAGUCUCUAACGUAGACCUCUCACUAGUCUCUAACGUAGACCUCUCACUAGUCUAACAUAGACCUCUCACUAGUCUCUAACGUAGACCUCUCACUAGUCUCUAACAUAGACCUCUCACUAGUCUAACAUAGACCUCUCACUAGUCUAACAUAGACCUCUCACUAGUCUAACAUAGACCUCUCACUAGUCUCUAACAUAGACCUCUCACUAGUCUAACAUAGACCUCUCACUAGUCUCUAACAUAGACCUCUCACUAGUCUAACAUAGACCUCUCACUAGUCUAACAUAGACCUCUCACUAGUCUAACAUAGACCUCUCACUAGUCUCUAAUGUAGACCUCUCACUAGUAUCUAAUGUAGACCUCUCACUAGUCUAACAUAGACCUCUCACUCAUCUCUAACGUAGACCUCUCACUAGUCUCUAACGUAGACCUCUCACUAGUAUCUAACGUAGGCCUCUCACUAGUCUCUAACACAGACCUCUCACUAGUCUCUAACGUAGGCCUCUCACUAGUCUCUAACACAGACCUCUCACUAGUCUCUAACGUAGACCUGUCACUAGUCUAACAUAGACCUCUCACUAGUCUAAUGUAGACCUCUCACUAGUCUAACAUAGACCUCUCACUAGUCUCUAACGUAGACCUCUCACUAGUCUCUAACGUAGACCUCUCACUAGUCUCUAACAUAGACCUCUCACUAGUCUAACAUAGACCUCUCACUAGUCUCUAACGUAGACCUCUCACUAGUCUCUAACAUAGACCUCUCACUAGUCUAACAUAGACCUCUCACUAGUCUAACAUAGACCUCUCACUAGUCUAACAUAGACCUCUCACUAGUCUCUAAUGUAGACCUCUCACUAGUAUCUAAUGUAGACCUCUCACUAGUCUAACAUAGACCUCUCACUCAUCUCUAACGUAGACCUCUCACAAGUCUAACAUAGACCUCUCACUAGUCUAAUGUAGACCUCUCACUAGUCUAACAUAGACCUCUCACUAGUCUCUAACGUAGACCUCUCACUAGUCUCUAACGUAGACCUCUCACUAGUCUCUAACGUAGACCUCUCACUAGUCUAACAUAGACCUCUCACUAGUCUCUAACGUAGACCUCUCACUAGUCUCUAACAUAGACCUCUCACUAGUCUAACAUAGACCUCUCACUAGUCUAACAUAGACCUCUCACUAGUCUAACAUAGACCUCUCACUAGUCUCUAAUGUAGACCUCUCACUAGUAUCUAAUGUAGACCUCUCACUAGUCUAACAUAGACCUCUCACUCAUCUCUAACGUAGACCUCUCACUAGUCUAACAUAGACCUCUCACUAGUCUAACAUAGACCUCUCACUAGUCUCUAACGUAGACCUCUCACUAGUCUCUAACGUAGACCUCUCACUAGUCUAACAUAGACCUCUCACUAGUCUCUAACGUAGACCUCUCACUAGUCUCUAACAUAGACCUCUCACUAGUCUAACAUAGACCUCUCACUAGUCUAACAUAGACCUCUCACUAGUCUAACAUAGACCUCUCACUAGUCUCUAACAUAGACCUCUCACUAGUCUAACAUAGACCUCUCACUAGUCUCUAACAUAGACCUCUCACUAGUCUAACAUAGACCUCUCACUAGUCUAACAUAGACCUCUCACUAGUCUAACAUAGACCUCUCACUAGUCUCUAAUGUAGACCUCUCACUAGUAUCUAAUGUAGACCUCUCACUAGUCUAACAUAGACCUCUCACUCAUCUCUAACGUAGACCUCUCACUAGUCUCUAACGUAGACCUCUCACUAGUAUCUAACGUAGGCCUCUCACUAGUCUCUAACACAGACCUCUCACUAGUCUCUAACGUAGGCCUCUCACUAGUCUCUAACACAGACCUCUCACUAGUCUCUAACGUAGACCUGUCACUAGUCUAACAUAGACCUCUCACUAGUCUAAUGUAGACCUCUCACUAGUCUAACAUAGACCUCUCACUAGUCUCUAACGUAGACCUCUCACUAGUCUCUAACGUAGACCUCUCACUAGUCUCUAACGUAGACCUGUCACUAGUCUAACAUAGACCUCUCACUAGUCUAAUGUAGACCUCUCACUAGUCUAACAUAGACCUCUCACUAGUCUCUAACGUAGACCUCUCACUAGUCUCUAACGUAGACCUCUCACUAGUCUCUAACAUAGACCUCUCACUAGUCUAACAUAGACCUCUCACUAGUCUCUAACGUAGACCUCUCACUAGUCUCUAACGUAGACCUCUCACUAGUCUCUAACGUAGACCUCUCACUAGUCUAACAUAGACCUCUCACUAGUCUCUAACGUAGACCUCUCACUAGUCUCUAACAUAGACCUCUCACUAGUCUAACAUAGACCUCUCACUAGUCUCUAAUGUAGACCUCUCACUAGUCUCUAACGUAGACCUCUCACUAGUCUCUAACGUAGACCUCUCACUAGUCUCUAAUGUAGACCUCUCACUAGUCUCUAACAUAGACCUCUCACUAGUCUCUAACAUAGAUCUCUCACUAGUCUAACAUAGACCUCUCACUAGUCUAACAUAGAUAUCUCACUAGUCUCUAACAUAGACCUCUCACUAGUCUAACAUAGACCUCUCACUAGUCUCUAACAUAGAUCUCUCACUAGUCUAACAUAGACCUCUCACUAGUCUAACAUAGAUAUCUCACUAGUCUAACAUAGACCUCUCACUAGUCUAACAUAGAUCUCUCACUAGUCUAACAUAGACCUCUCACUAGUCUAACAUAGAUAUCUCACUAGUCUCUAACAUAGAUCUCUCACUAGUCUAACAUAGACCUCUCACUAGUCUAACAUAGAUCUCUCACUAGUCUAACAUAGACCUCUCACUAGUCUAACAUAGAUAUCUCACUAGUCUCUAACAUAGACCUCUCACUAGUCUAACAUAGAUAUCUCACUAGUCUCUAACAUAGAUCUCUCACUAGUGUCUAACGUAGACCUCUCACUAGUCUCUAACGUAGACCUCUCACUAGUCUCUAACGUAGACCUCUCACUAGUCUCUAACGUAGACCUCUCACUAGUCUAACACAGACCUCUCACUAGUCUCUAGCAUAUACCUCUCACUUGUUGAAUGACCAGUCUUGAAACCUGACUGGUUUGGAUCAAGAAGGUAAUUCUGAGAGAGAUAGCAAGAGAGUUGGCUAAAGACGGCACGCUCUCCUGACCAUCAGUUCACACACACACUUUCUUAUCCUAGCCUACUCCCUGCAUUCCUCAGUUAUCGCCGUUCUCACAAUAUUCUGCACCAUGUUUAACAGUUCUCCUUCUUCUUCUUCGCCGUCCAGUCUAACUCCUACUCACAUUGCUCACAUAGACCUCUCACUAGUCUAACAUAGACCUCUCACUAGUCUAACGUAGACCUCUCACUAGUCUAACACAGACCUCUCACUAGUCUAACGUAGACCUCUCACUAGUCUCUAACACAGACCUCUCACUAGUCUAACACAGACCUCUCACUAGUCUAACGUAGACCUCUCACUAGUCUCUAACACAGACCUCUCACUAGUCUAACACAGACCUCUCACUAGUCUAACGUAGACCUCUCACUAGUCUCUAACACAGACCUCUCACUAGUCUAACAUAGACCUCUCACUAGUCUAACGUAGACCUCUCACUAGUCUCUAACGUAGACCUCUCACUAGUCUAACACAGACCUCUCACUAGUCUAACACAGACCUCUCACUAGUCUCUAACGUAGACCUCUCACUAGUCUAACACAGACCUCUCACUAGUCUAACGUAGACCUCUCACUAGUCUCUAACGUAGACCUCUCACUAGUCUAACAUAGACCUCUCACUAGUCUAACACAGACCUCUCACUAGUCUAACGUAGACCUCUCACUAGUCUCUAACGUAGACCUCUCACUAGUCUCUAACGUAGACCUCUCACUAGUCUCUAACGUAGACCUCUCACUAGUCUAACAUAGACCUCUCACUAGUCUCUAACGUAGACCUCUCACUAGUCUCUAACGUAGACCUCUCACUAGUCUCUAACGUAGACCUCUCACUAGUCUCUAACGUAGACCUCUCACUAGUCUCUAACGUAGACCUCUCACUAGUCUCUAACGUAGACCUCUCACUAGUCUCUAACGUAGACCUCUCACUAGUCUCUAACGUAGAUCUCUCACUAGUCUCUAACGUAGACCUCUCACUAGUCUAACAUAGACCUCUCACUAGUCUAACGUAGACCUCUCACUAGUCUAACAUAGACCUCUCACUAGUCUAACAUAGACCUCUCACUAGUCUAACAUAGACCUCUCACUAGUCUCUAACACAGACCUCUCACUAGUCUCUAACGUAGACCUCUCACUAGUCUCUAACACAGACCUCCUACUAGUCUCAGAAUCCUGACACUAGGCAACAGCAGGGAAUAUGGUCUGGUUCCUCUUCACAAAUCACGAGGCAGACAUGCCAGAACAUCGUGAUAGGAAAGUUUGCAGGCAAAACCUUUGCAGUAGUUUUAGUGAAGGUAGUCGAUACAAACUAGCCACUUUCGAAAUACACUCAUUAAAAAUAACCUCUGUAAUCUCUAUCUUGCUAGCUACUAUUUUGUGUUUGGGGGACGUCGGCAAAAAGAGGAUAAGGCAGUGACGUACUUCCUCUAUGCCAAAAUGACGUUCUGUUACGUACAGACGUGUUAAGCCGGAACAUUGGAACAUUGUGGGAGGCAACCCGGAUGUCUAGGGAGACUAACCUCUGACCUCUGUCCGAAGGUCCUAUUCCCUACGUGGUGACCACAGAGAUGUUCCGCCAGUCGUCGAGACCAGCAGCCUUCAUGGUGGCAGGGUCGAUCCACUGGCUGUCCAACUUCACUGUGGGACUGGUGUUCCCCUUCAUGGAGGUCAGUUCUCCCAGCAGAAAAUAAGCCAUUUUUGAUGUAUUUAAGUCUCAAUAAUGGCCAUAUCAACAAAGAGAGAUUCUGGAUAUAUUGUUCAUAGUGAAAGAAGCCAUUUUGAUGUCCAUAAGAGUCUCAGUAAUGGUUUUGGACCAUUUGUAUUUGUAUUUAUUAUGGAUCCCCAUAAAGCUGUUGUCUCUUCCUGGGGUCCAGCAAAAAUGAAGGCAUUAAUAUACAUUAUAAUACAAUUGUUAAACAUAAAAAAAACAUUUUACAACAGAUUUCACAAUACAUGAAGUGUGUGACCUCAGGCCACUGCUCUACUACAACACACAAUCCAGGUGUACGUGUGUGUAUAGUGUGUGUGUUACGUGUGUUUGUAUGCGUGUGUUUGUACCUGUGUGUGACACUUCACAGUCCUCGCUGAAUGAAUGCCAAGAGUGUGCAAAGCUGUCAUCAAGGCAAAGGGUGGCUAUUUGAAGAAUCUCAAAUAUAAAAUAUAUUUUGAUUUGUUUAACACUUUUUUGGUUACUUCAUGAUUCCAUAUGUGUUAUUUCAUAGUUUUGAUGUCUUCACUCUUAUUCUACAGUGUAGAAAAUAGUAAAAAUAAAGAAAAGCCCUUGAAUGAGUAGGUGUGUCCAAACUUUUGACUGGUACUGUAUAUAUCUAUCUCUGCCCUCCAGAGAGGCCUGGGCCCCAACAGUUUCAUCAUCUUCUGCUUCAUCUGCUUGGCGACUCUGGUCUACAUCUGGCUGGUCGUCCCGGAGACCAAGAACAAGACCUUCCUGGAGAUCAACCAGAUGUUCGCUCACAGGAACCAGGUGGAGAUACAGGUGGGAAACGCUCCGUUGAAACCAGAGACAGGAGACGGCAGGGAAGAUGACGCAUUCAAGGUCACUGCCUUCUAA